AACUCCAGGACGUAGACCGAGCCCAGCCAGCAGCCUCCAAACCCAGCCGCUGGCUGUCCCGGGGCGCAGACGCCAAGGCCACUCAGGCCAGGGCAGGGACCCCGGCCGGCCUAGCCAGGAUCUCUCAAUGGCCUGAAACUCUCCAGGCAGAUUAGGCUGAAGGACCAGUGGGCCCGGGGAUCCUCCUGCUGCUUGUCCAGUGCUGGAGUUACAAGUUUGAGCACUCUUCUGGAACGUUCUCAUCCCCAUGGCCCCAGCCGGCCACUGAGCCCCACCAUGGGUGGCUUAUACUCAGAGUACCUCAAUCCUGAGAAGGUUCUGGAACACUACAAUUACACCAAGGAGACGCUGGACAUGCAGGAGACACCCUCCCGCAAGGUGGCCUCGGCCUUCAUCAUCAUCCUGUGCUGUGCCAUCGUGGUGGAGAACCUUCUGGUGCUAAUCGCCGUGGCGAGGAACAGCAAGUUCCACUCAGCGAUGUACCUGUUCCUCGGCAACCUGGCGGCCUCCGACCUGCUGGCCGGGGUGGCCUUCGUGGCCAACACCUUGCUCUCAGGGCCCGUCACUCUGUCACUGACUCCUUUGCAGUGGUUCGCCCGAGAGGGUUCGGCCUUUAUCACCCUCUCUGCCUCAGUCUUCAGCCUCCUGGCUAUUGCCAUCGAGAGACACGUGGCCAUCGCCAAGGUCAAGCUUUACGGCAGUGACAAAAGCUGCCGAAUGCUGAUGCUCAUUGGGGCCUCUUGGCUCAUGUCGCUGAUCCUGGGUGGCUUGCCCAUCCUGGGCUGGAACUGCCUGGACAAUCUGGAGACCUGCUCCACGGUCCUGCCCCUCUACGCCAAGCACUACGUGCUCUGCGUGGUCACCAUCUUUUCCGUCAUCUUAUUGGCUAUCGUGGCAUUGUAUGUCCGAAUCUACUUUGUAGUCCGGUCCAGCCAUGCCGAUAUUGCCGGUUCCCAGACACUGGCCCUGCUCAAGACAGUCACCAUCGUACUGGGUGUUUUCAUCAUCUGCUGGCUCCCAGCUUUUAGCAUCCUUCUCUUAGACUCGACCUGUCCCGUCCGGGCCUGUCCUGUCCUCUACAAAGCCCAUUAUUUUUUUGCCUUUGCCACCCUCAACUCGCUGCUCAACCCUGUCAUCUAUACGUGGUGUAGCCGGGACCUUCGGAGGGAGGUGCUGAGACCCCUGCAGUGCUGGCGGCGGGGGAAGGGAGUGACGGGUCGCAGAGGUGGGACCCCAGGGCACCGGCUCCUGCCCCUCCGCAGCUCCAGCUCACUGGAGAGGGGCUUGCACAUGCCUACAUCACCCACAUUUCUGGAGGGCAACACAGUGGUCUGAAGGGAAGGGGGGAACUGACAGGUAACCAAGCCACAGAGAGCUCUGUGGGGAGAGACCAGGUGACCUCAUGUGUCCCUCAGCGCCACAGGCCUAGUGGAACUGACCACAGCUCAUAGGUCAGGUGGCCAGCGGAGGCACUGACCUAACAGAUUGUAGUACCGUGACUAUGGGGACCGUUAAGGGUCUAGGGGGGCAGCAGGCUGGAGCUUAGGGUUAGAGCAUUUGCCCCUUGGUACAGAGGGUAUCAGCAUCCUGUCCUACCUUUGAUCUGCCUGGCCCACUUCCUGCCUCCUCCUUUAAGACAGGGCCUCUCUAUGUUGCCCUGGCUGGCCUAGAACUGCUAUGCAGACCAGGCUGGCCAGGAACUCACAGAGGUCACCUGCCUCUGCCUUCUGAGUGCUGGAAUUUUAAAGCCAUGUACCACCAUACCUAGCUCCUGCCGCCUUCUAUAGACAACUGUAGGCCACUUCUUGUGGAAACACUGUCCUCAGGGGACCCAAGGCUUCCUCCCUGUCCAUCUGAGGCCUAAAUCCACAGCUUCCUCAAUUUCAUCAACUCAGUUACUUCUUCCUUUUCCUUUCGUGUUCCGGGAAAGGAAACCACUGUGGCACAAGGAGGAGGAGCCUGGAAAUCCUAGUCUCCAUCCUCAGACCUCAUUGGCUACUUGCUCUAUUGGAGAGUGCAGAGGAAUCAGCUGAGGGCUGGGAAAUCAGUGUGGGACAGAUGCUAAGGAGGCUUUGCUCUUCCUCGUGAAAAAACUCUAGGGGAGUUAUUGGUCAUUCCUGGAACUCCUGCCCCCAAAUCCAGCCUCCCUCCCCACAAAUUGUUUCCACCUCCCCACCUUCGUCCUACCCCAGGUACCAGGUCCCCUGAAGCAGGGCAGCCUUGAACCCAGUGUGGCCACUUGCCAAUUGUCUUUGUUGUUUAUAAAAAUUGUGACAGGGGCUCAUGUAGCCCAGGCUGGCCUCCAACUCACUAUGUAGCCAAGGCUGGCUUUGGACUUCUGAUCCUCCUGCCUCUACUUCCUGAGUGCUGGUUUCACAGGGGUGUACCACCAACAGCUGUCUUGCAAGUUAUCAUGAAUAACAUAGUUAACAAAGAGGUGAGGUGGCCAAGGACAUUCCUGGGUAUUCAUAUGGAACCUUCAAAGUCUUGAAGGACUUUGCUAAAUCCUGUGGAGAAAUAGAAAGUCCAAUGCGGUACAAACUGUAUUUAUAUAUGUCUGUGUGCCAGUGGGUGGGGUCUGUGACCUAUCCCAGUGUGGACGCUGUCUGACCUCUCAUGUUCACAUCCAUGUUGAAACUGCCAGAGAGAUAGACAGGGGUGUGUGUGGGGUCUGCCAUGUGCAGGCCCCUUGGGAAUUGCUGGUUCAUCUCUUCCACACAUAGAAAUCUCUGCCUCAAAGAAGUCUGUGAAAGAAAAGGCUGAGGAAGGGGAAAUUUGGGGUGCAAGGAGCCAGUUGGGAGUGUGUCUCCCCUCAUACAGCUUCCCAGGUAUCCCCUUUGUGCUGGAGAUCCAGAUCUGGGCCAAUAAACAGUUCAAUUUCUCUUG
Messenger RNA from Peromyscus eremicus (cactus mouse), 2886 nucleotides. RefSeq names its product sphingosine-1-phosphate receptor 2 (gene S1pr2). The coding region runs from base 277 to 1335 and encodes 352 amino acids. Lineage: Eukaryota; Metazoa; Chordata; Mammalia; Rodentia; Cricetidae. The transcript is spliced from 3 exons. Gene Ontology annotation, biological process: sphingosine-1-phosphate receptor signaling pathway. Gene Ontology annotation, molecular function: sphingosine-1-phosphate receptor activity. Gene Ontology annotation, cellular component: membrane. The record is from RefSeq and is a predicted model, not a curated record.